Molecule: messenger RNA, 303 nt
Organism: Ctenocephalides felis (cat flea)
Lineage: Eukaryota; Metazoa; Arthropoda; Insecta; Siphonaptera; Pulicidae
Product: defensin-like
Exons: 2
Coding region: 1-303 (100 amino acids)
Biological process (GO): humoral immune response; defense response to bacterium
Source: RefSeq, a predicted model, not a curated record
AUGAAAUCAGUUAUAGUGCUUUGUUUGGCUUUUAUUGCAAUGCUCGCAUUAGUGCAAUCUGUGCCUGUCGAAUCAUUUGCUGAAGAUGGUGAAUUAUUUGGUGAAGAAGUAGCAAUUAUUGAUUUAGAUCAAGUGGAAGAAAACACAGGUGUACGCCAAAAACGUGUUACUUGCGAUUUGUUAAGCGUUAGCACACCUUGGGGAUCCUUAAACCACGCAGGAUGCGCGGCUCACUGCCUUGCCAUGCGUCGAGGUUACAGAGGAGGCCGCUGCUCAAGAGGUGUUUGCCGUUGCCGAAAAUAG